AUGAAGUCGUCGUUCUACUCAUCGUUUACAGCAUCGAACCCGAUGAGAAGAAGCAGUAGUCAGUACAUGAACGACUUGGGGUCAGAGUCGCACCCUGAACGGGCUACCGAACAGUACUGGCGCUCAUUAAUUGCUGAUUCGGUUUAUUUUGAAGGUCAUGAUUCUCUUUUUGGCCACAUAAUAGCGAUGGUCUACCAGAACAAGACGACCAAGAAGCUCAGCUGCAUGCUUCUCAGUGUACAUGGACAGACCAUUGUGGAUUCCAUGUCGUUGAGCAGACAUUCCAAGUACUAUCCCGCAGUCGAGAAUCUCAGCAAGGACUGUCGCAAAAGCAACGUGAGAAGAGCAUUGGCUGUGGCUCUACUGCGAACGUACGCGAAACUGGACCCAAAAACCAAAUCGCUCAUGAUGAAGAAAGCCCAAAUAAAACCAGAUUAUGACUGGGAUGAGACGAACGCAGGCAAAAUCGCUUCUCAAAUGAAACUCAUCGACAAGAAGACUCCGAAAGAGGUGGGCGAACUGAUAUUGAAGCUAGGAUUUGCACAACAACGCAAGCAACGAACGUCUUAUGUUGUGGAUGUCCUCUAUGCCAAUACCGGGAAUCUGGAAGACUCUGACAAAAACAACGAGCUCGCGUUUUUGUUAGGAGAACAACUGGACCACCUGUUCGAUCCGUUGACCGAAUAUUCUCCUGAACCGACAGAAAAAGCAUAUAAACCUCCUGUCGAUGCACCACAGCUUCAUGAUUCAGAUGAUAUACUUGUUAAAAGUAUUUGCAACGAGCUAAUCAAAGUGCAAACUAAUUUCACCGUCUCUUUGGUGCAAUUCUUACAAAAAUUCCUUAUUCCCUUAAGGGUGGAUGUGUUGGAGGGGAAAAUACCAGGAUACACGACUGCAAAACUUAAUCAGAUAUUUCCACCAACCAUCGAUGAGGUGACCAGAAUCAAUUGUAUAUAUCUGGACAUUUUGAAAACGGCUCUUCCUUAUGGAAGUUUUGAGUUACUCAAGGCCAGUGGUACUACAAUCCCCUACUUUUACAAAGCGCACAUGAGACAUGAGGCCGCCACAAAAACAUUUGCUACUCAAUUGGAUGCCUUCAUGAUUGAUAUGAAAAGAAAUGGUUACGACAAGCUUACCUUUGACCAAAAGACUAUUCAAUCAAUCAUGCAUGCAUCUUUAAAUCUGCCAAAAUUGCAAUUAAUUUUGGAUAGGCUCGUGACAACUAAGAAGUGGCCUCAGGACUUGCAGUCCGAGGUUGAUGGGUACUACCAGUCAUGCUUGAAUACAAUCAUAGCGUUUGGCAGCGACGCUCUCAAGCCUUACAAUCACAGAAUAUUCACCCCCACCGGUAAAAUCCUUACGGAAUUAGCCAGUGGCUGGCCAGCCGAACUUCAGUACGGCUGGUUGACCAGAAGAGUGGUUGCAAUCUUUGAUGUCAAAAAUGUGCUAAAAAAUUCAUUGAAGAACAAUGCUGUGAUGAUUAUAUUCAGUGAUCAUGUUGUGAUUUUGGAAAUUGUGGACGAUUUGUACUAUUAUGACCUUUUUGAGGCUGAGGUCCAUAUUCACAAGCCAUCUAUUGCCGAUGUAUUAAUGCACUCAUUGGUCAACGAGGUUCCAUUUGCUAGCUUGCCAAAAAUGAAAGUCGAAAGAUGGUCUGGCAUAAAUGAUACCGAAGCUCAAUUCUACAAUUACGACGGAAAAGCGUACAUCCAGCUCUUCGAUGAUAAGGCCUUUGAUGUUUAUGAAGUGAGCAAAUAUGCAGGUUCUCACGUCAUCGAGGUUCUCAACAAAGCAAAGAUACUCAACAAAUCGCAGCCAUUUCAUUUGUUUCGCACAACAGAUGCUACGCGAGCACUGUAUUACACCGCUCAUGAAUUAGAAACAUACAAGUCCGAAGAAACCAAGUCGCCUUUUGCUGUGUUUUUAAACAUGGAAUUUGACGAAAGCUAUUUGAAGAAAUACUCCCUAUUUGGAUUUGUCACGCUUAACUUCUCGUCUAAUAAAAUACACAUUGAGGGUACCAGCUGCUGUGAAAAUUAUGUGAGUUAUGAAGUUCCAUACGGCGAGCUGUCAAUUAAGCUGUUAGGUAAAAUCUUUGACAUGCUCGAUUUCCAAUUGACGUACGCUAAUCCAAUGAUCAACCACAAGCUUUAUGAUAGAUCAAAGGAGAUGUAUUCCAAGGCUGCACUUGUGAUGAAUAGCAGUCAAGAGAGCCAACGAAAAGAGCUUGCAAACAUAAAGAAGGCCCACAAGCUGUUCAUGGAAAACAGAAAGCUUGUGGAAGGACACCAAGUCCUCAAGCCAAGAUCGGACACUUUGGACAUGCUGAAUAAUAACCGAGUGAGCUCGACUAAGAUAACAAAACCGAAAGACAAGUCGGUGCCAUUUUACAAGCGUAUGUUUGGCGGGAAAAAAGGAUCGAUGGCUCGCAAUAUCAGGGCUCCUGGCAAGACGCCAGAAGUCGAACCAGUUGCAGUGCACAAAGACGAAGAUUUAAAGCCGGCUUCUCCAACCGUGUCCAGCAUGGUAGCAGCUAAUGAAUAUCACUUCCCAACAAGACAGGAUAGCAUACUUCGAAUUGGGCAGCGCCAAAGCUCGCAAAUCUCAGCUAUCAACUAUAAUUCUGAUAGAUCCACAAUUCGUCAAGUCUCUGUUGCAGAGUCUGAUAAUCUGGUUGAUGGAUUCGGAUUAAAUAUUGACAAAGUGAGGCCCGAGAUAUUGAAGGGGAAAAGUAAUAAGGAGACAGUGCCUAACGACAAACCGCAAACAGCUUUCCGUCGGGAGGAGGUACAAUCUAACAAGGAUUCUAAAGACUCCUCAUCCCAAGAUGCUUUGAAAGAGAAGCUGGAGAGGUACUUUAGCGAAGCCCGGAAAAGAAGAGAGCAACACGAGAAUAAUCUGAAAGAAUAUGGCGUCAGCUUGGUGAUGGAGGCUCAAGAGGCUCCUCUUGGUACUAGGUGCCUCCUGUUCUCGCCUAGUGUUGUGGCCAAGCUGAAUAAAUUUGGCGACAAUGAAAAAGGCGAUAAUUGGACAGUUGCCAACAACGACGACAGUUCCGCUUGGGAAAGCGAUAAAAGUAGCGACUCGAUUGUCAGCAGAGUCGCAAGCUUUGUAAAACGGCCUGUGAGCAACAAAGGUCGGUACAAACAUCCUUUGGUGGCGUUAAGAGAUACAAAGACGGAGAAACAGGUUCCAAGAGUAUCAAAGACUUCCGAACUGAAGGAAGACAAUCUAGAGCCUCCUAGUGUCCUGCAAUCAAAAAAUUCACCGGCUAAUUUAGAAGCCAAGAGACCUAGUGUGCGCGUCGUCACUCCACUACAAGCGGCACACGAAAAGUUUAAAGAUCAGCCUCCGAUUCCAGAAAUAGCCAAGGAGGCAGAUCUAUUCCAAGACAUUGAUUUAUCCAGUACAUUUGACAUGUCACUUCCUGAUCUGACGGAUGACAUGGAAAUAUUCGAUUCCCCGCAUAACGGCAAGUCUGAAACAGAAGAAGAGAAAUUCUUCACCCCGAGAGAAGUCCCAGCAGCCGUCUUUGAGGAGCAAAAUGCUAGUCUUACUGAGCAGAGCACAACCGAGGUUGACAAAACAUCGUUAUGUUCUGCCCUCGAGGAAGUGCAGGAUAAUACUGUGGGCAAAGUGCUAGUCAAUAUGUGGAACGAGAAGCGCUAUAUGUCGAACUCGUCUCUUUACACGGGUAUCUUGAACGAUGAGUCCUAUGCCUACCUGGCUCCUCUUCUUGCAGGCAACAUUACGAUGGAUGGAAGUGUGGCAGCAGGAAAGGAGCAGCCCAUAGAUUAUGAUGCCAUAAUAGCACGCGGCCUCAAAGAAAGUUCCUUAAGGUAUCUGGCAGGGCUUUUGGGUGAGUAGGAAGGCAAUCCAUGGUCA
Molecule: messenger RNA, 3885 nt
Organism: Ogataea polymorpha
Lineage: Eukaryota; Fungi; Ascomycota; Pichiomycetes; Pichiales; Pichiaceae
Exons: 1
Coding region: 1-3867 (1288 amino acids)
Source: RefSeq, a predicted model, not a curated record